Molecule: messenger RNA, 4896 nt
Organism: Dermacentor albipictus
Lineage: Eukaryota; Metazoa; Arthropoda; Arachnida; Ixodida; Ixodidae
Source: RefSeq, a predicted model, not a curated record
AACGUGAGGAACAAACUGGCGGGUGCGAGUGAGCUCCAAUAUGGCCGUCGAUCUGGGCCUGCGCACCCCUUUACUGUGUGCCUAGCCACGCGAUUGAUGCUGCAGUUUCGAAAUUUCUUGGUGAUGGUUAUGGCUGAAGAUGGCGGCCUCCCUGGCGCCUCGCAAGUCGUCGACUGCGUACGAUGAAACCUUGAACUCGGCUUCCUACAACAGCGGGAUCUUCGUCACGUUUGCGUCCGCCAGGGAACGCAGGUGGAAUCUUAUGAACCAAUUCUUUACUAGGAGAUUUUACAGAGAAUACAAAAAUCCAAACCCGCGCAUUGUCGCAUCUUUGGAAUCCAACGGCUUGUUAGAGCACGCCAUGCACAUUGCCAACUGGUCUGGAAAUGACUCAUCACGAUCUGCCCUUCCCAUUAACGUAUUCCACCUCAACAAUGGGGUCCUGGAAGGCGCCAUUUACAGGCUUGCCAAAGGUACAAAAGUACGGUUCAUGCUGGGCCCCUCACUGUAUGGCAAAAAUGUCAAGUUCUUCAUAAACGUGCCACUUACAUCCGGUGCCACUUAUUCAAGGACCCUGUAUAAUGAAGUGAACUGGUGCCAGGACAUCCACAAUCCCAACGACGAGACAGCAUACUUUGCUGACAUCACUUUCAUCUUGGCAGGAAGCUUUCAUUACUACUUCACAUGCAAUGAUGAGUGUGAACAUGCAGGUUCAGGAUACUUUCUCAUUGAUCCUGUGCUUCGGCAUGGCAAGGAUGGAGAGGUCUUGCCAUUGGACUGUGUCCAGUGCCAGACAGUACUGACCAAGUGCCUGGGACCCUUCGAUGGCUGGAAGCAGAAGCUGGAAGUGAGCCGCGAGAGUGGCUACAACUUUGUCCAUUUCACGCCCAUUCAGGAGUUGGGGGACUCCUUAUCGUGCUAUUCUCUCCGCAAUCACCGCAGGCUAAACCCUAUGUUUAGCACGCCAGAUCGCACGUACGACAUGAAGGAUAUGGAAGAGCUGGUCAACAUGAUGUGUGACGAAUGGAAAGUAUUGUCAUUAACAGAUGUUGUGUUGAACCACACAGCCAACGAGACUCCUUGGAUCAGGGAGCACCCUGAGUGUGCGUACAACCUCAAGAAUUCACCGCACCUCAAGCCAGCCUUUCUCUUGGAUGUUGCCAUCCACUGUUUCAGCCUUGAGAUCUCCAAGGGAAAGUGGGAGUCUGAGGGCAUUCCUGCAUCCAUCACACAUGAGGAACAUCUUGAUGCGCUGAGACGUGUAUUUGAACUGAACUGGCUCCCAAUGUUGCAGCUGCAGGAGUUCUUCACCAUCAAUGUGGAUGGCAUUGUUGACACAUUCAGGCAGAAGGUUAUUGACAAAGGGCAGCCAAACACUGGUCCCAUGCCUGAUGGUGGCAACCUGAAAGUGCUGCGGGAUCCAGAGUACCGGCGAAAUGGCUCCACUGUUGACAUGAAUAAGGCCCUGCAGAUCUUCAACCGCAACUGGGAACCUAGUAGCCCCGAUGCUCCCGAUCUGAUUGACAGGUGUUGUAGCGACUUCAGGCGUUACCUGGAGCACUUAAAUGGCAUCGAGUGGAAUUUGCUGCACAGCCAUCUUCAGGCAGCAGUGGAGAACAUCUUACGUGGUUGUCGCUACCUCCGUGUUCAAGAGGAUGGACCCAAGAAGACUGCAGUCACCAUUAAGAAUCCUCUCGUGGAAAGGUACUUUGUGGUCAACACUGAUAUCCCAGUCCUGGACCUGAAGGAGGCAGAGAAGCUAAUCUUCAGUGACAGAUCUGCCUUUGUUAUGGCCCACAAUGGUUGGGUCAUGAACGAUGAUCCACUGCGGAAUUUUGCUGAGCCAGGGUCGAAUGUGUAUCUUCGUCGUGAGCUCAUAGCCUGGGGUGACAGCAUCAAGCUUCGAUACGGCAAGUCACCUGAUGAUUGCCCGUUCCUGUGGGAGUACAUGAAGGACUAUGUCUGUGAGACGGCCAAGAUAUUUCAUGGCAUACGCCUUGACAACUGCCACAGCACCCCACUGCCACUUGCAGAGUAUGUCCUGGAUGCUGCACGCCUGGUACGUCCAGACCUCUACGUGAUUGCCGAGCUCUUCACGUCGAAGGAGGAAGUUGACAACAUCUUUGUCAAUCGACUUGGAAUCAGCUCUCUGAUUCGUGAAGCCAUGAGUGCUCACAAUGCUCGUGAGCUGGGCCGGCUUGUUUACCGGUAUGGUGGUGAACCUGUAGGAAGCUUUAUUCCCCCACCAAUUCGCUGCCUCAAGCCAUGCAUUGCACAUGCACUUUUCAUGGACAUCACGCAUGACAACCCAUCACCUUUUGAGAAGCGUUCAGUGUACGACUACCUUCCGAGUGCUGCUGUUGUGUCAAUGGCAUGCUGUGCAACUGGAUCAAACCGUGGCUACGAUGAGCUCGUGUCCCAUCAUAUUCACGUUGUUGAUGAAUUUCGUCAGUACCCUGCUUGGUCAGUGAACCCAACUGAGAAGCCUUCAUCUGUCCACCUGCAUUCAGGGAUCAUCGCUGCAAAGCGAGCACUGAACCGACUGCAUUACGAGCUUGGCCUGCAAGAUUUCACGCAAGUUUUUGUGGACCAGGUUGACCCCAACACAAUUGCUAUCACUCGACACAGUAUUUCAACGCAUGAGUCGGUGGUCCUGGUGGCCCGUACAUCAUUCCAGAUGCCUGGGAACCCGAACGAGACAGGUUGUAAAAAGGUGGCCCCUCAUCCAGUGAGCAAAGCCGCAGUUCAAUACCUUCGCCGGCACCUGACCCACAUGGGAUAUAUUCUGGGAGCCCAGCCUGAAGCUGCUGCUGGGGCAGCUGUGUGCUCUAAUGAAGAGAGCAUUGAGAGCAUAGUCAAGGCCCUCACACUGUCAGACCUUAACCGAGUCCUGUUCCGCUGCGACGUUGAGGAGCGGGCAGAGGACAGGGGUGGGGCGGCCUACAACUUUCCGAGGUUUGGCAGCCUCGUUUACUGUGGCCUUCAAGGCAUCAUGUCUGUGCUGUCUGAGAUUCGCAUAAGGAACGAUCUUGGUCACCCUGUGUGCGACAACUUGCGUGUCGGUGACUGGCUCAUGGAGUACAUCAGCAAUCGCCUUGCACAGGAGCGUACCACUGGGAAGCUUGCCAAGUGGCUGGACCAAGUGUUUGCAUCAGUGAAGAAGGCUCCUCGUUAUCUGAUUCCCUGUUACUUUGAUGCUGUGGUGACCAGCACAUACUGCAUUGUGCUUGAGGAAGUAUGGAACAAAAUGUCAGAUUUUGUAAAGAAUGGUUCAACACUGGUGCGAGAACUGGCCCUGGGUUCAGUGGCUCUGGGUGGCUACGUUCCGGGAGCCCAUCUGCCACCACUGUCGCGUCAGCUGACACCACCUCAACAGCCAUACCGGAUUGACGAAAAGACCGAUGCUCGCCAGGAGAGUUGCACCACCAUUUCUGCAGGACUGCCACACUUUGCAGCUGGCUAUAUGAGAAACUGGGGCCGAGACACAUUCAUUGCUCUCAGGGGUCUCUUCUUGCUGACUGGCAGGUUCCAGGAGGCAAGGUACAUUAUCCUGGCAUUUGCGGGCUGCCUCCGGCACGGUCUUAUUCCUAACUUGCUGGACAAGGGCACGCAUGCACGAUACAACUGCCGCGAUGCCAUCUGGUGGUGGCUGCAGGCGAUUCAGGACUACUCCAAGGAGGCUCCCGACGGCUACCUCAUCCUCAAGGACAGAGUGGCACGCCUUUAUCCAACUGAUGACAGUCCACCACAGGAACCUGGUGUCAAGGAGAUGCCCCUUGAAGAAGUGAUACAGGAGGCCCUGCAGCGUCAUUUUGCAGGCAUUGCAUUCCGAGAGAGGAAUGCUGGCCACCAGAUUGACAGCCAGAUGAAUGAUGAAGGCUUCAACGUUACGGCUGGAAUAGAUGUCAAGAAUGGCUUUGUGUACGGUGGCAAUCCUUGGAAUUGUGGAACAUGGAUGGACAAGAUGGGGAGUUCUGAGAAAGCUGGUAACAAGGGGCAUCCUGCCACACCCAGAGACGGGUCUGCAGUGGAGCUUGUAGGGCUCUGCAAAUCCGCCUUGCGGUGGCUUGAUCAGAUGUACAAGGACGGCUACUACCCAUACAAUGCAGUUGAGAAGACUGAGCAUGGUGUGACGACCGUGAUGACUUUUGACCAGUGGGGGUCACUGAUCAAGAAAAAUUUUGAGCCAUGUUUUUGGGUGCCUCCUGCACACCAGCCCGUGCACCAUGACGAUUUGCAUCCUGAAAUGAUUAAUCGCCGUCUGAUCUACAAGGACUCGUAUGGGGCCAUUUGGCCGUGGGCUGACUAUCAAUUGAGGCCAAACUUUCCAAUUGCCAUGGUGGUGGCACCUGAGCUUUUCACUGUUGAGAAGGCCUGGGAUGCUCUAAACAUUGUCAAACAGACCCUUGUUGGCCCCUUUGGAAUGAAGACCCUUGAUCCCAGUGACAUGAAUUACAAUGGCUAUUACUACAACAGCAAUGAUUCUCAUGACUACAAGUGUGCUCAUGGCUUCAACUACCACCAGGGUCCGGAAUGGCUCUGGCCGAUGGGCUUCUACCUCAGGGCCAGGCUAUACUUUGCACAAAAGGUGCCUGACAGCAAAAAGGCACUGGCGGCUGCUGUUGACGAGGUCAAGGCGAUCCUUUCCAACAACUACCAGAUUAUCCAGUCGUCACCCUGGCGGGGGCUGCCCGAACUCACUAACCGCGAUGGGGACAUCUGCCCCGACUCAUGCCCGAUUCAGGCCUGGAGCCAUGCCUGCCUUCUGGAAGUGGUUUAUGACCUACAGAAGCUCCAGGCAUCACAGUUUCAGGCAUCAUAGAAGCUCCAGGCAUGAUAGAAGGGUUGCUAUUGCAGCUUCUGCCGAGGAGUGUAGUAAAUUUAUUAUUAAUGGAA